Molecule: messenger RNA, 1911 nt
Organism: Lotus japonicus
Lineage: Eukaryota; Viridiplantae; Streptophyta; Magnoliopsida; Fabales; Fabaceae
Product: transcription initiation factor TFIID subunit 6-like
Exons: 12
Coding region: 94-1728 (544 amino acids)
Biological process (GO): RNA polymerase II preinitiation complex assembly; transcription initiation at RNA polymerase II promoter
Cellular component (GO): SLIK (SAGA-like) complex; SAGA complex; transcription factor TFIID complex
Molecular function (GO): transcription coactivator activity; protein heterodimerization activity; RNA polymerase II general transcription initiation factor activity
Source: RefSeq, a predicted model, not a curated record
GUAUCUUCAUUGAAACCUUUCUCUGUAAAUUGAUCCUCUUCCCUGAACACCUGAACGUGUUUAGUAGAUUGCUGAAGAAAGAUUGAAAGCAAGAUGAGUUCGGUGCCAAAGGAGACAAUCGAAGUGAUCGCACAGAGCAUUGGCAUCACCAAUUUGUCCCCCGAUGUUGCUCUCGCUCUCGCUCCCGAUCUCGAGUAUCGUAUUCGCGAAAUCAUGCAGGAGUCGAUAAAAUGUAUGCGCCACUCGAGGAGAACUUUCCUUACUUCAGAUGAUGUGGAUAGUGCACUUGCAUUGAGAAAUUUAGAGCCGAUAUAUGGUUUCACCUCAAAUGAUCCUCUGCGGUUCAAAAGAGCUGCUGGGCACAAGGAUUUGUUCUACAUUGAUGACAAAGAUGUGGAUAUUAAAGAUCUGCUUGAAGCACCUUUACCAAAAGCACCCCUUGAUACAUCAAUUACCAGUCACUGGUUGGCUAUUGAAGGUGUGCAACCUGCGAUUCCCGAAAAUGCUCCAGUUGAAGCUUCGUCUGAGAUGAGAAAAUCUGAAUACAAGGAAGACGGGCUUCCUGUUGAUGUUAAAUUACCUGUUAAACAUGUAAUAACAAGGGAGCUUCAGCUUUACUAUGAAAAAAUUACUGGGCUGAGUUUAAAUAAGCCUGGUUCUAUUCCUUUUAGAAGAGCAUUGGUUAGCUUGGCAACUGACUCCGGACUUCAUCCCUUAGUUCCUUAUCUCACAUGCUUUGUUGCAGAUGAGGUGGCACGAAAUCUAAAUAAUUUAAAUAUUUUAUUUGCCUUGAUGCGCCUUGUGCGGAGCCUUUUGCAUAAUCCUCACAUACACACAGAACUUUAUGUACAUCAGUUGAUGCCACCUAUCCUUACUUGCGUCGUUGCGAAAAGGAUAGGAAACAGACUAUCUGAUGAUCACUGGGAGCUUAGGAACUUCAGUGCUAAUCUUGUUGCUUCAAUAUGCAAAAGAUUUGGGCAUGUUUAUCACAAUCUUCAGCCGCGUGUGACGAAGACAUUUCUUCAUUCUUUCUUGGACCCUACAAAAGCUCUAACUCAACACUAUGGUGCAAUUAAAGGAAUAGCAGCUCUUGGAUCAAGAAUGGUGCGCUUGCUUAUACUUCCGAAUCUCGAGCCGUAUUUGCAUCUCAUUGAGCCAGAAAUGCAACUUGAGAAGCAAAAAAAUGAAAUAAAAAGGCAUGAAGCGUGGCAAGUUUAUGGGGCCUUGUUGUGUGCAGUAGGUCAAUGUAUGCAUGAAAAGGCCAAAAUAUUCAGCAGUUUGCUCUCACCUCCAACCCGUGUCACUUCAAGAGGCAAUGGAAAAGCCUUGAUUUCAAUGCCAAUUAAUGUAGGUAAACGUAAAGCCAGCACUGACAAUCUAAUGCAGCAGCAGCAACCUCCACUGAAGAAAAUUGCAACAGAUGGUCCUGGGGGUGUAAUAGCAAUGAACUCCAUGUCAGUGGACAACAUGCAAGGUUCAACAGGUGGAUAUUCCACCAUGAUGGGGGUUUCCAAUGUUGGCAUGUCAUCAAUGGGUCGUCAAUUAUCCAAUGACCAUCACAUGCCAGGAAGAGAGGUUGCGGGUCAACAAUCGAAAGCAUCUGCCAUUCUUGCUCAAGCUUGGAAGGAUGACAUCGAUGCAGGACAGUUGCUGUCAUCAGUGGUUGAAUUAUUUGGCGAAAGAGUGUUGUCAUUUAUUCCAAAACCUGAAGCAUGUAUAUUUUUGUAAAGCUGAGUUCACUGAAUUUUUGUAUCGUUAUAGGCUAGAAUAGAAACCUUUACUUUGAUGUCUUUAAAAUUUAAACCCAUGAAAAAACUAGUGUGAACACCCUACUUCUUUCUUGUGUUCUUUGGUCUUGCAUGAUUUAUUUAUCAUAGAUUCUCUCUAUACACAAAGGUGCAACUUUCUCUA